Molecule: messenger RNA, 930 nt
Organism: Cuscuta campestris
Lineage: Eukaryota; Viridiplantae; Streptophyta; Magnoliopsida; Solanales; Convolvulaceae
Source: the annotation of a GenBank genome assembly
CCUCCUCCUCAUCGGCUUCAUCUUCUUCGCUUACGGCGUCACGGAAGGCACCGGCCGGCCCAUCCUGAACCGGGCUUACCAAGAGUUUUAUCUCCAAGACUUCUACGGGUGGCUUGUCCGAGCCGUCACCGCCCCCACUCACUGGGCGCAGAUCGGUCGUUGUCUUAGGGGCUCUCGUGUUUGCGAGAACAUGGUGAGCUCUGUCAACGGAUUCCCGGAAACCGCCGACAUGUUUUACACGAGAGACCUUAGCCCUAUUCAGUCAGGGUGUUGCAAACCGCCUACGGCAUGUCGAUUUGCUUACGUGAACGAGACCUACUGGAAGACGGCGACGUCGGCCAACAGGGGAAUGUUACUGGGGGCGGCAACGGAGAGAGACUGCGGCCGGUGGAGCAACGAUCAGCGGCAGCUAUGCUACAGCUGUGACUCCUGCAAAGCGGGGGUGAUGGGGAGCGUGAGGGAGAGCUGGAGGACGGCGUCCGUCAUCAACCUCGUCAUGUUGUUCUUCCUAGCAAUCGCGUACACGGUGGCGUGCAUCGCGUUUCGGCUCAAGAGAGACGACGAGCCGCGGCCGGGUUGGGAAACGGGGAAGCAGGUUGAGAAAGGCGAGUCAUCGUCGCGUUAUUAUUACAGCGAUGAGACUAAAAUAGACAAUAAGUAAUCAAGGGUUGUGAUUUGUGAAAGGUUCUAAAGACUUUUAGAACUAGUUGUGCUUAGCUUAUUCGAUCAAUUCAAAGAGCAGGUGGCAUUAUUGUAUAUGUUUUCCUUGAGGCCGGCCGGUUACGAGUCAUCAUAGGCCUUUCAUGGCAUGCAUAUGCUCCUUUCCCUGCUUGGAGUGUUUUAUCAUAUGAUGGGGUCACAAUUUUGAGAUGCACUCAACGCUCGUUGUGUUUUAAUUUGUCUUAUGAAUAAUAACAGAUCAAGUUAUGA